Molecule: messenger RNA, 1280 nt
Organism: Seminavis robusta
Lineage: Eukaryota; Bacillariophyta; Bacillariophyceae; Naviculales; Naviculaceae
Source: the annotation of a GenBank genome assembly
GAACGUACAGUAUACGUACUGUGAAAAGCCACCUCUUUAGUAAAACGGUACGGGAGCGUGACUGACAAAGCCGUUGGGGAGAUUUGGAUCUUUUUCUCGUCUUUGGUGUUUGGGGGUUGGGCGUCUUGAAAACAGCUUGUUGAUGGCAGCAUCAAUAGAAUUCUAGCUAGCUCUCGUUUUCUUUCAACAAGAUGAUGUCCAAACUGUUCAACUACGGCAGCACUGGCGAUGGAAGCAGCGAAUCAACUCCCAUCAUCCCCUCUUCGAUCACAUCCGGUGAUGCGCUAGAUCCCAAAAAGCUCUUGGACAAUGCAAAGAGCGAAGCCGUGAUCGCCGGUACUCAUGUGGUCAAUGAAUCCUAUAAAAAGAUCCAACGUUUGCAGGAGAACUCUCCCUUUUCCUUCCGCGUCUUGGCUGUUGUGGGUGGACUCGCCAUGAUUGUCUCCAAUAUUCUCUUGAUCCUGGGAAGGCUGCUUACAUUCAACUUCACUGGGGCAAUCAUUUCCUUCUACUGUGUGGUGUUCGGGGUGAUCAUCGUGCUUCUCGAAGCCCAUGUUACCACUAGCUAUGAUGAUGAAAACAGCGAGCAGUCAUACAUCAAUGGUCAGCGAUUACAGCAAAAUGUCAGAUACUAUGCCAAGUUCCUCGAGUUCACAUGGGGGAGAGGUUUGCUUUACUUCUUUGUGGGUACUUUGCAGUUAUCUAACUGGAACAUUUUGGAUGUUGCGGUGGGAGGAUUCAUGAUGUUUGUGGGAGUCACUGCUUGCAUUGCCGGGGUCAAGUCAGCCUACGAAUUGAGACGCCUCAGGGAAACUAUAAAAGAUGAGCAAGAGCUCAGAGACAUGUUCGACAAAUACGACAAAGAUGGCAAUGGACACCUUGGAAUGCAAGAAUUGACAAUGUUCAUCAAUGAGGCUGGCAUUCCGAUGUCACAAAAUGAAAUUACUAGUGCCUACAUGGCCCUCAACCGAAAGCUGGAUGAUAAGCUGAGCUAUGAGGAAUUGGUUGCGUGGUGGACAAGACCUUCCUCAGGACCGCUGAACAUUAGACUUUCGGUCUAGAAGCUCGAGGAGCCCCUGCAGAAAACAUCAGUUCCGGUAUUGUCACAUUGGUUUGUAAAGACAGACCUGAUUAGCCAGCAGACUUGGAAGGAAGAUCCAUGGUCUUCCCUCUUUGUACCCUACUAGUAUACAUUGUUCAUGCAAUAGUUGAUAGCUCAAUUUAAAAAGUUGUCAAUCCUUACACAGCUGUUGCUAAUCGCCAUAGCACGCCAGUACAAC